Molecule: messenger RNA, 545 nt
Organism: Trichobilharzia szidati
Lineage: Eukaryota; Metazoa; Platyhelminthes; Trematoda; Strigeidida; Schistosomatidae
Source: the annotation of a GenBank genome assembly
AUUAAGUUAUUCGAUAUUUCAUUAAUGAAAUAAAAAUCACAUGCAUUUUUCACAUUUGUCCAUAUGUCCCUCACCUUAUCGAUGGAAUUGUUCAAUGGUUGGUCAAAUUGUCCACUAUAUAAACUCAUAUCCACCUGGCAUUACUUCAACUCCAAUUUGGCCUCACACUACACAACUUACCUAAUACUUCAUUCAUCAAAUAAAAUGGAUGAACUGAGAGCACUCUUCGAAGCAGCUGACGUCAACCAUUCCGGAAAGUUGUCAUCUCAAGAAUUGAAAAAGGUGUUGGAAGGUGAUUUUGGUUGUGAAAUCCCCAAGGACAAGUUUGAUGAAUUUUUGAAAGGGACAAAUCUUGAUGGUGAAGGUGAAUGGAGUAUUGAUGACCUGGUGAAACUGUUCACCUCAUAGCAUAAGUAACAGUGGCAUUAAUAAGAAGAAAAGAAACAAUUAUGAUGAUUGUAUGAAGAAUAAGUUGUUUCUGUGUUAACAAUCUGUUUGACGUUUUCUGGUAUUGUUAAGUUGAAUUAUACGUGUUAGAGAUCUCA